CUUCAUUUCAUUCUUCUUUCUUUCACUUUCCUGGCUGCUGGACAGUCUUCUUUGAAUCAGUUCUCUCUCUCUCUCUCUUUUUGCUUUUUUCUUUUUUUUGCAUCUUGUCUUACAAUUCGUUUCCAUUUUGAAUUAUCCUCCACUUCUUAUUCACCAUGCGUCCCUCUUCACUUACUAAUGCCCUGGUUUUUGCCAUGUUUGGCUUGGCCCCUAUUGCUUCCGGCCACUUGGCGCCAGGAUCUACAGACAUGGAACGACGAUACAUCGGCUCCGGUGCAACUCUGGCUACCAAGUUCGUGCGCUCUAUGAUUGCAGGGCUCGAGGUUCGCCAUCACACCGAGGCGCAGAUUGCUGCCAAGGAGGCCGCCGCCAAGAAGAAGGGCGGAAAGAAAGGUGGAAAGAAGAACCAAGCCCGCGAAGCAAGUGAAGUUCCUCCUGAUGAUGAAUUCGGCUCUUGGGCUGAUAAGCGCGAGCCCCAUCACACUGAGGCGCAAAUUGCUGCUAAAGAAGCUGCUGCCAAGAAGAAGGGUGGAAAGAACAAGGGUGGAAAGAAGAACCAAGCCCGCGAAGCAAGUGAAGUUCCUCCUGAUGAUGAAUUCGGCUCUUGGGCUGAUAAGCGCGAGCCCCAUCACACCGAGGCACAGAUUGCUGCCAAGGAGGCCGCCGCCAAGAAGAAGGGCGGAAAGAAAGGUGGAAAGAAGAACCAGGCUCGUGAUGAGGUUCCUGCAGAUGAUGAGUUCGGUUCUUGGGCUGAUAAGCGUGAACCCCAUCAUACUGAAGCUCAAAUUGCUGCCAAAGAGAAAGCUGCUAAGGCGAAGGCUUCAAAGAACAAGUCUAACUAGACGUCACACAAAUAUGAUACUGCUAACCAUAAUAGGUGGUUAAGUAUAAGCGUCAAGGAAGGGAGAUUUAGGCUAUAUAAAAAGAAUAGAGAGAUUGAUUACUAUACUUGCGUCCUCUUUUUUUUUUGCUAUUGCCAUUGAUUGAUACUGACAUUUCAAC
Molecule: messenger RNA, 1002 nt
Organism: Trichoderma asperellum CBS 433.97
Lineage: Eukaryota; Fungi; Ascomycota; Sordariomycetes; Hypocreales; Hypocreaceae
Source: RefSeq, a predicted model, not a curated record